Messenger RNA from Necator americanus (New World hookworm), 288 nucleotides. RefSeq lists its product as uncharacterized. The record is from RefSeq and is a predicted model, not a curated record. The coding region runs from base 1 to 288 and encodes 95 amino acids. The transcript has 3 exons. Lineage: Eukaryota; Metazoa; Nematoda; Chromadorea; Rhabditida; Ancylostomatidae.
AUGGGGCCUCCGCUGCUCCAUAUGUCGUUAAUCUUCGUGUUAGUACGAUUGUCGUCCACACAACAGGAUAAUGGAAUUAUUGGAGAUCCAGUCGUUGACUGUGCCGAUAGUUACUUUGAGGUUCGAUUCGAAACCCGAAACCCCUUCCGAGGUCUAAUAUUCGUACAGGAUCGUCUGGAAGAUCCUCGUUGUCGUAGUCCACCAGCCAGUCCAGGAGGACAAAGAAAUGCUAGUAUUCGACUGGCAUUCAAGGAAUGUGGAGUGGAGAGGAGAAUUUCGGUGAAUUGA